This is a messenger RNA of Capsella rubella, 1261 nucleotides long. RefSeq names its product peroxisomal membrane protein 13. Lineage: Eukaryota; Viridiplantae; Streptophyta; Magnoliopsida; Brassicales; Brassicaceae. The transcript is spliced from 5 exons. The coding region runs from base 96 to 1004 and encodes 302 amino acids. Gene Ontology annotation, biological process: protein import into peroxisome matrix, docking. Gene Ontology annotation, cellular component: peroxisome; peroxisomal importomer complex; peroxisomal membrane. The record is from RefSeq and is a predicted model, not a curated record.
UCUCUCUCUCUCUCUCUCUCUCUCUCUACCUCCGCGCUUGAGGUUGGCGUCGGAGAUUACCAAGAUCUCUCUCUCUCUCUAAUCGUCCCCUGGAUAUGGCGUCUCAGCCAGCAGGUGGCAGUCCUCCUAAACCUUGGGAACAAGAAGGAAAUACAUCUGGUCCUAAUCCUUUCAGGCCUCCUUCGAAUACUAGCACGGCUGGUUCAGUUGAGGCUUCUGGCACAGCCAAUCCCGGUGAAGUAGUUUCAUCCGUGAACAGAACUAAUACAGCUGCUAAUAUGAAUGCACUGAGUAGGCCUGUACCGACUAGACCUUGGGAGCAGCAGAGUUAUGGGACCACAAUGGGAGGUUAUGGUUCCAAUCUAGGUGUGAACUCUGGGUAUGGGUCAGGUACAUAUGGUUCAGCAUUAGGUGGGUAUGGUGGUGGAAUGUAUGGUGGUAGUAGUAUGUAUAGAGGAGGUUACGGUGGUGCUGGUGGUCUAUAUGGAAGCUCAGGCAUGUAUGGUGGUGGUGGGAUGUACAACAGCAGUUAUGGUGGCACGAUGGGUGGUUAUGGUAUGGGUAUGGGAUCAGGAAUGGGAAUGGGAAUGGGAAUGGGGAUGGGAAUGGGUCCCUAUGGUGGUCAAGAUCCGAAUGACCCUUUUAAUCAACCUCCAUCUCCACCAGGCUUUUGGAUAUCAUUUCUCCGUGUGAUGCAAGGUGCUGUGAAUUUCUUUGGCCGUGUAGCAAUGCUUAUAGAUCAAAACACUCAGGCCUUUCACAUGUUCAUGUCUGCGCUUCUUCAGCUAUUUGAUCGUGGUGGUAUGUUAUAUGGAGAAUUAGCAAGAUUUGUAUUGCGUAUGCUUGGGGUGAGAACAAAGCCUAGAAAGAUGCAGCAGCCACCACAGGGGCCUAACGGACUCCCUUUACCCCACCAGCCACAUGGAAACCAGAACUACAUCGAGGGGCCUAAAACUGCUGUACCAGGUGGUGGUGGUGGUUGGGACAAUGUAUGGGGCAACUAAAUUACGUGUUUCAUCACCCAAGUCCUUCAUCAUUGCUUUAAAUACACCAUGGACACCAGUUGGUUACUGAUAGAAGACAAGUCAUGCAGCAACCUGCAACACAGAUUGGGAUGUACCAAAGCCAAAUGUUUGUUUACAAAUCGAGUCUCUUCUUCUCCUCUCUCUAUCUCUCUACUCAGUUUUCUGAUCGUGUGAUAAACAAACCGCAGAUAGAUGUCAAAUUCAAUAAAAUGGAAUGUGAAUUUUAAGUGUUUAAA